Durio zibethinus is the source of this 2421-nucleotide messenger RNA. The record is from RefSeq and is a predicted model, not a curated record. NCBI's taxonomy places the organism in Eukaryota, Viridiplantae, Streptophyta, Magnoliopsida, Malvales, Malvaceae.
GUCAACUAAGCCAUUCUUAUCUCAAGAAACCAAUCUCUCUAAAUUUGUCUGCCCUUCCCAAAUAUGGCUGAUACAGCAGUUGUUGAUGUGCCCAAAAAAUCAAGAAACAAUGGAAGAAAAGCCCUGAAACAGAAAAACCCAUCAACAAAUGAUGCCAAUAUUUUGGCACAAAAGCUCUCUCAGCCUUCCCCAACUCCAGUUUCUUCUCCAAUGGAAGCUGAUCCCUACAAAGAGAACCACGAGGUACUCUCUCAAACUUCCAAGAGAGGGAAAGCCGCUGCGAAAGGGAAACAGAGCAAGCAGCAGCAGCAGUCUUUCGAGAAAGAGUUGCAAGAAAUGCAAGAGAUGGUGCAGAAGUUGAGGAUAGAGAAGGAGAAGACAGAGGAGUUAUUGAAGGAGAAAGAUGAGAUGCUGAAGUUGAAAGAGGAAGAGCUUGAGACCAAGGGAAAAGAUCGAGAGAAAUUGCAGAUAGAGUUUAAGAAAUUGCAGAAAAUAAAGGAGUUUAAGCCCACUAUGACUUUCCCAAUUGCUCAAUCUCAGAAAGACAAGAAACAGAACAAAAAAGAGAAGAAGAAGAAGGAGGGAGGCCCUGAAAAGAAAAGGCCAUCUCCACCUUACAUCUUAUGGUGCAAAGAUCAAUGGAAUGAGGUCAAGAAGGAGAACCCAGAGGCAGAUUUCAAAGAGGUCUCAAAUAUUUUGGGGGCGAAAUGGAAAACCGUUACUACUGAAGAAAAGAAGCCUUAUGAAGAGAAAUAUCAGGCACAGAAGGAAGCCUAUUUGCAGCUGAUUGGAAAAGAAAAGCGCGAGAGUGAAGCCAUGAAGCUCUUGGAAAAUGAUCAUAAGCAGAAGACUGCUAUGGAGUUACUUGAACAGUAUUUGCAGUUCAAACAGGAAACAGAGAAAGAGACCAAGAAGACCAAAAAAGAAAGGGAUCCGUUGAAGCCAAAGCAACCCAUGUCAGCAUUUUUCUUGUUCUCCAACGAGAGGAGGGCAGCUCUUCUAGCAGAGAACAAGAAUGUUUUGGAGGUAGCGAAAAUGACUGGUGAAGAGUGGAAGAACAUGACUGAAGAACAAAGAGGACCUUAUGAAGAGAUGGCUAAGAAGAACAAGGAAAAAUACAUGCAGGAAAUGGAGGUUUACAAGCAGAAAAAGAAGGAAGAAGCCUUGAAUCUUAGGAAGGAAGAGGAGGAGAUGAUGAAACUUCAAAAACAAGAAGCUCUUCAAUUGCUUAAGAAGAAAGAGAAGACAGAGAAUAUUAUUAAGAAGACCAAGGAGAAGCGCCAGAAGAAGAAGAAGCAGCAGCAGAACUCUGACCCUAACAAGCCCAAGAAGCCUGCUUCUUCAUUCCUUCUGUUCAGUAAAGAAACAAGAAAAACUCUGAUCCAAGAGCGACAAGGAAUCAACAAUUCUACAAUUAAUGCCCUGAUUUCAGUGAAAUGGAAAGUAUGGUAUUAUCUUAAACACCAUUUUUGGUUUUUUAACCUUAACUAUGGUUCACUCUUGGGUUUGUUUUUUUGUUUUAAUUUUUUGGGUUAUAGGAACUUAGUGAGGAAGAGAAGAAUAGUUGGAAUGCCAAAGCAGCUGAAGCCAUGGAAGCAUACAAGAAAGAAUUGGAAGGAAGAGGAGGAGAUGAUGAAACUUCAAAAACAAGAAGCUCUUCAAUUGCUUAAGAAGAAAGAGAAGACAGAGAAUAUUAUUAAGAAGACCAAGGAGAAGCGCCAGAAGAAGAAGAAGCAGCAGCAGAACUCUGACCCUAACAAGCCCAAGAAGCCUGCUUCUUCAUUCCUUCUGUUCAGUAAAGAAACAAGAAAAACUCUGAUCCAAGAGCGACAAGGAAUCAACAAUUCUACAAUUAAUGCCCUGAUUUCAGUGAAAUGGAAAGUAUGGUAUUAUCUUAAACACCAUUUUUGGUUUUUUAACCUUAACUAUGGUUCACUCUUGGGUUUGUUUUUUUGUUUUAAUUUUUUGGGUUAUAGGAACUUAGUGAGGAAGAGAAGAAUAGUUGGAAUGCCAAAGCAGCUGAAGCCAUGGAAGCAUACAAGAAAGAAUUGGAAGAAUACAAAUCUACAGCAGCUGCUGCGGAGGAGAACAAGCUGCAACAGUGAAAGCUCUGAUGUUUUGUUGAUGUUCAAGUGUUUGUUGAACAUCAUCGUCAUUUUAGUAGGCUUUUAAGAGCUGUUCAAUGUUAACUUUUUUGACUGCAAUUUAAGAUCCAGUGUUCUCUCUCAUCUCUGGUCGAAUGCUGUCCAUUGUUUUCAAUUUAAGAUCCUUUCACAGAAAACCAGUAAACUUCGUAUUUGGCCUAACUGAAGAAUACAUAAAAAAAUAUGGAGUCAUGAUAGAGGAAAACAGAGUAAUAUAGAUAAAAAGUUUCAUGCAUUCUUUUCGGUCUAUGCGCAGACGUAAAGACUUCCGAUAGGA